AUGAAAUCCUUAACCAUCUUAGCAUUUAUUCUCUUAUCAAUUAUUGCUGUUUCAUCAGCCUUACCAUCACAUAAUGAUCAACUUGAAAAACGAACCUACCCUUGUCUUCAUAAGAGGAACGUGUUGGGUAAAAGGACGGAAGAAAGAAGGUGUCCUUGCGCUCUUGCAGAAUCAAUAUUUGAUGGCACAUCGGGUCCAGUUAAAGGUCUCAUGGUUUACGCUCAAGAUGAGUGUGGCAGCACUACUAUCACAGGUCUUUUCAGUUCAGGUUUCGAAGACACAACCAAAAAUUAUACCUUUAGCAUCGUUGAUUUUUGCGGUAAAGUCAUCCGUGACCUCACGGAUGAUUUGAACAUAGAAUUCUCUGAGGGAGGUAGCAAAGCUUUCAAAAGCAAGGUUGAUUUCAACCUUAACUGUGACAAGGAAGGUAUCCUAUUCACGGAGAACAGCAAACCAGGAUUAAACAAACGUACUUGCAAUGCAUUUUCCAAACGUCAAGCUGACCCAAAUAAACCACCUAACGUUUUUAUGCGUAUCAAUGAAGCUGGUGACAACUAUGCUCAGGCGGAUAUUUUUGAACUCUAA
Funneliformis mosseae is the source of this 585-nucleotide messenger RNA. NCBI's taxonomy places the organism in Eukaryota, Fungi, Glomeromycota, Glomeromycetes, Glomerales, Glomeraceae. The record is from the annotation of a GenBank genome assembly.